ACUUUCUUCAACCAAUCUUCAACUUCUUCCUCUGCCACUGCUGAAGCUCGACAUCAUCAUGGCAGAGAUCAAGAUUGACAGCCAGCUGUUCCAGGAGCGACUCGGCCACUUCGUCUCAUCAUGGAAGGCCGACAAGCGUUCUGGCGACAUUGUAUUCGGCGGUGCUUCGAGUGUACUCAUCCUCAUGGGCAAGACUGAGGAGAGCGCACAGUUUCAGAAAAACAACGCCAUUCAUUUCUGGCUUUUGGGAUAUGAGUUCCCAGCAACUCUGUUCCUUUUCACUCUUGAUACCCUCUACGUUGUUACCACGGCAAAGAAAGCCAAACAUUUGGAGCCUUUGAAAGGCGGCAAGAUCCCCCUGGAGGUCCUCGUGCGAGGCAAGGAUGCCGACCAAAACGAGAAGCUUUUCCAGAAGAUCACAGAUGUGAUCAAAUCUGCUGGUAAAAAAGUCGGCGUUCUUUCCAAGGACACCUCCAACGGACCCUUUAUCGAUGAAUGGAAAAGGGUCUACGGUGAUAUUUCGAAGGAUGUGGAGGAGGUGGAUGUGGCGCCUGCAAUUUCCGCAGCUGCCCUUGCAGUCAAAGACGAGAACGAGCUACGCGCCAUGAGAAACGCUUCCAAAGCAUGCAUUGCUUUGAUGAACCCAUACUUUGUCGAAGAGAUGUCGAAUAUCCUGGACGAAGACAAGAAGGUGAAGCACAGCACCUUGGCGACGAAGAUUGAUAACAAGAUUGACGAUACGAAGUUCUGGACCACCGUCCAAUUGCCCAACAACCAGAAGAUGCCAACGGACUUCGAGCCAGGACAACUUGAUUGGACACAUGGGCCGAUCAUCCAGAGCGGCGGGAAAUUCGACCUGAAAAUGUCAGCGCAGACCGAUGACGAGAAUCUACACGCCGGCGUCAUUCUUGCCACUGUGGGGCUUCGAUACAAGACAUACUGCUCCAUGAUUGCACGUACCUACCUUGUGGACCCAAAUAAGUCCCAGGAGAGCAACUACAAGUUGCUCCUUGCCGUUCAUGCAUUGGUUCUCAAGGAAACUCGCGAUGGCGCAGUGGUCAAGGAGAUUUAUAGCAAGGCAAUGUCGUUAGUCAGGGCGAAGAAACCGGAGCUGGAGAAGAACUUCCUCAGGAACGUGGGUGCAGGUAUUGGUAUCGAGACGAAGGACUCGACGUUGCUUCUUAACGGGAAGAGCACCCGGACGCUGAAAGAUGGUAUGACACUCUGCGUGACCACUGGCUUCAACGACAUCGAAAACCCCUCUCCGCAGGACAAGAAGAGCAAGGUUUACUCUUUAGUUCUCUCGGACACCGUCCGCGUGGCAGCGUCGGACGCAGUCGUUUUCACUGGCGAUGCUCCGUCAGAUCUAGACGCCACUUCAUUCUUCUUCAAAGACGACGAGGAAGCAGAGCCGGCACCAAAACCCAAGGAGAAGAAAGACUCCAAGGUUGGCGCUGUGGCAACCACAAACAUUGUCAAGAGCAAACUUCGCGCAGAGCGAACAACACAGGCAGAUGAGGGCGCCGAGGCUCGAAGACGUGAGCAUCAAAAAGAGCUGGCGCAAAAGAAGCAAGAAGAAGGCCUUGCGAGAUAUGCCGAGGCGACUGACAGCAAGAACGGCGUUGCUGUGAAGAAGUUCAAGCGCUUUGAAUCAUACAAGCGCGACAACCAGUUCCCGCCAAAGGUUCGCGACCUCGCAAUAGUCAUGGAUCAGAAGAACUCAACCGUCGUUCUCCCCAUUAUGGGAAGACCUGUGCCCUUCCACAUCCAGACGAUCAAGAACGCUAGCAAAAGUGACGAGGGAGACUUCUCAUACCUCCGAGUGAACUUCCUUUCGCCUGGCCAAGGUGUUGGUAGGAAGGAUGAUCAACCGUUUGAGGAUGCCUCAGCGCAUUUUGUUCGCAGUCUCACGUUUCGCUCGCACGAUGGAGAUCGCCUACAAGAUAUUGCCAAUCAAAUUGGCAACAUGAAGCGAGACGCAGCAAAGCGUGAACAGGAGAAGAAAGAGAUGGAGGAUGUAGUGGAGCAGGAUAAACUCGUUGAGAUCAGGAAUCGCCGACCAAAUGUCAUGGACAACGUGUUCAUCCGUCCAGUAAUGGACGGAAAGCGCGUGCCAGGAAAGGUUGAGAUCCAUCAAAACGGUCUCCGUUACCAGUCGCCACUCAACCCUGCCCAUCGUGUGGAUAUCCUUUUUAGCAACGUCAAGCAUCUCUUUUUCCAGCCUUGCCAGCAUGAACUAAUCGUGAUCAUUCAUGUUCAUCUCAAGGACCCCAUUCUCAUUGGGAAGAAGAAGACCAAGGAUGUUCAAUUCUACCGUGAAGCUACAGAUAUUCAAUUCGAUGAGACUGGAAACAGAAAGCGCAAGUACAGGUAUGGCGAUGAGGAGGAAUUUGAGGCUGAGCAAGAGGAACGCCGCCGCCGUGCUGAGCUUGAUCGCCAGUUCCAGCUUUUCGCUCAGAAGAUCGCCGAUGCCGGGAAGAGUGAGAAUGUCGACGUUGAUAUCCCCUUCCGUGAGCUUGGAUUCAACGGUGUGCCAUACAGGUCCAACGUUUUCUGCCAGCCGUCUACCGACUGUUUGGUGCAGCUCACUGAGCCACCCUUCAUGGUCAUUACUCUGGAUGAUAUCGAGAUUGCGCAUCUCGAACGUGUCCAAUUCGGCCUAAAGAACUUCGACAUGGUGUUUGUGUUCAAGGAUUUCCACCGGGCUCCAGCACACAUCAACACAAUCCCAGUCGAGUCACUCGAAAACGUCAAAGAGUGGCUCGAUUCAGUCAACAUCCCCUUCAGCGAUGGCCCUCUCAACCUGAACUGGCCUACGAUCAUGAAGACCGUGACGGCAGACCCCCAUGCCUUCUUUGCGGACGGCGGAUGGUCCUUCCUCGCUACUGAAUCGGACCAAGAAGAUGCGGAUGACGAAUCUGAAGAGUCUGCGUUUGAGAUGUCUGACUCAGAACUUGCGGCCAGCGAGGAGAGCUCGGAGGACGACAGCGACUUUGAUGAAGAGGCUAGUGCAGAGGCGUCUGAAGAUGGCAGCGAAGCAAGUGAUGAGGAAGAGGGCGAUGACUGGGACGAGCUGGAAGCGAAGGCCAAGAGGAAGGAUAGAGAAGGCGGGCACAGCGAGGAUGAUGCGCCAAAGAAGAAGAGGAAGCAUUGAGCACGGGCGAUGGACCAAAGAGACUCUGUUUACUCUUGACUCCAAAUUGGCGGAUAUCUAUCUGGACUACGGGGUGAUCGGCGGAGAAAGGCGUUUGACACACAUAGCGGCGCAUGCAAUUUGUAAGAUAGAAUAAUAACGGGCGAAAAUCGAUCAGCUACUACGUG
This is a messenger RNA of Pseudogymnoascus destructans, 3321 nucleotides long. RefSeq names its product global regulator of transcription (gene SPT16). The record is from RefSeq and is a predicted model, not a curated record. Gene Ontology annotation, molecular function: nucleosome binding. The transcript has 5 exons. Gene Ontology annotation, biological process: positive regulation of transcription elongation by RNA polymerase II; transcription elongation by RNA polymerase II. Bases 59 to 3154 code for a protein of 1031 amino acids. Gene Ontology annotation, cellular component: FACT complex. Lineage: Eukaryota; Fungi; Ascomycota; Leotiomycetes; Thelebolales; Thelebolaceae.